GCUUGUCUCUACUACUACUGAGGAAAACUUGAAAAAAGUCCAAUUUGCUUAAUAUAUUUAUUUGUAGAGUUACUUCUCUGUUUCAAACUCAAAAUUCUCAAUGGGGAGGCCGCCUUGCUGUGAUAAAAUUGGAGUGAAGAAAGGUCCAUGGACUCCAGAGGAGGACAUAACUUUAGUCUCAUAUAUACAAGAGCAUGGUCCAGGCAAUUGGAAAUCUGUACCAAUUAAGACUGGGUUGUUGAGAUGUAGCAAGAGCUGUAGACUGAGAUGGACAAACUACCUAAGGCCAGGGAUCAAGAGAGGAAACUUCACUGAUCAAGAGGAGAAGCUCAUAAUACACCUCCAAGCUCUCUUGGGCAACAGGUGGGCAGCAAUUGCUACUUACCUCCCAGAGAGAACAGACAAUGACAUCAAGAAUUACUGGAACACCCAUCUCAAGAAAAAGCUCCAAAAACAUGAAGCAAACAACGCCAACAAAUCAAAAGGGCAAUGGGAGAGAAGACUGCAGACUGAUAUAAACUUAGCCAAACAAGCUCUUCAACAAGCAUUAUCACUAGACAACACCAAGCCCACCAACAACUCAAUCACAAUUCCUUCUUCUUCUUCUUCUUCGACCUACGCUUCGAGCACCGAGAACAUAUCGAAGCUUCUAGAAGGAUGGAUGGGCUCAGUGAAACCUAGCAGUGUUGGUUUGGCCAAUUCAGAGUCGACUGAGUCGCUUGUGUCGGAGGUGUCAGAGACCGAGAGCAAGCCAAGCUUGGGAGAUCAAGUGCCCUUGGCAAUACUUGAGAAUUGGUUGUUUGAUGAUAGUUUUGUUGGAGGCAGUGAGGGUUUGUUUGGUUUGUCUAUAGAAAAUGGAUGUGGGAUGUAUUAAUGAGCCUGUUGUGGUUUUGUGCAGGUUUUAGAACUGAGCUAAUGAGUAUUGUUGUGCACUGAUGAGAAGUGUAAAUUACUUAAGAAGUUUAUGCUAGUAGAUAAAUGUCAUAUAUAUAUGAGUAUUUCUAGUUGG
Asparagus officinalis (garden asparagus) is the source of this 1009-nucleotide messenger RNA. RefSeq names its product myb-related protein 306-like. Gene Ontology annotation, biological process: response to auxin. The coding region runs from base 101 to 874 and encodes 257 amino acids. The transcript is spliced from 3 exons. Lineage: Eukaryota; Viridiplantae; Streptophyta; Magnoliopsida; Asparagales; Asparagaceae. The record is from RefSeq and is a predicted model, not a curated record.